GCGGACGGGCGGGCGGGCAUUAGUCAACGGCAUACACACGACAUACAUACGCACGGAUGACAAAUCCAUGAGUCCACCGCGGUUUUGCGCGAUCUGUCCGGGGGUUAUCGUUAUUCGUUAUCGCCACGUAUCCGCGCAUCGACCCUUCGUACCUCCGGGCGUGUAGUAAUCAUGAUCCUGCUCGAGAUACACAACAGGAUACUCGAGGAAACGUUGACGAACAAGAUCAAGAAUGCCCAGUCGGGACAUAAGCAGGAGUCGACGGACGUAGUCAUAGCCGACUUCGAUGGGGUAUUGUUUCACAUUUCGAACCUCAGCGGAGACAAGUCGAAGCUUAGAAUUAGUAUCUUGCUCAAAUUUUAUAAACAGUUGCAAGAGCAUGGCGCAGACGAGUUGCUCAAACGAGAGUACGGGUCUCAUCUCAUCGCACAGGAGAGCGGUUACAACGUAUCGGUUCUCAUAGAUCUAGAGAAAUUGCCGGAGGAUUGGGAGGCGUUGGUGAGGAAGGUCGCCCUGCUGAAGAGGCAUUGCUUCGCCAGUGUUUUCGAGAAGUACUUCGACUUCCAGGAGGAGUACUGCGACUCCCCGGGCAGGCCGGUACAAAAGAGAGCCGUAAUCCAGUAUCGGGACGAGGAAACGAUGUACGUGGAGGCCAAGAGCGACAGGGUCACGGUAGUGUUCAGCACAAUAUUCAAGGACGAGGACGACAUGGUCAUCGGCAAGCUGUUUCUUCAGGAGCUAAAGGAGGGCAGGCGCGCGAGCCACACCGCCCCGCAGGUCCUGUUCAAUCAUCGUGAGCCGCCGUUGGAGUUGCAGGAUUCCGAAGCGGCGGUCGGCGAUUGCAUCGGUUACAUCACAUUCGUACUGUUUCCACGUCACACCAAUCGGGAGGCUCGCGACAACACCAUCGACCUGAUACACAUGUUUAGGAAUUAUCUGCACUACCAUAUCAAGUGCAGUAAAGUUUACAUUCACUCGAGAAUGCGCACCAAGACUACGGACUUCCUCAAGGUGUUGAACAGAGCGAGGUCUCAAUCCAAAAAUACCGAGAAGAAGACUAUCACGGGACGAACAUUCAUAAGGAAAGAAUGAACGUGCCGUAGGAAGCGAAAGUAUUAACGCAUUUUUCAAGAGAAGAGAGCGAAGGAUUAUUGCGCGACUGGUGCGGGAACGUCCUGCGAGCGAGAUUCCCUGGCGAAGGCAUUCCUCAAUUCCGUGCGCCAUCGACGAAUUAAGUGCUUCGGACCUUUGAGUUUUCAAUCCUGUUCCUCGAGCAGUGCCCUGUAUUUCGGCAAGACAGUUAGUUAAGAAAGAUAGUUAAUAAAAAGCCGCGUUAAACGAAUAAUGGAGAAGGAUGAAAGGGAGAAACGAAUCGGAUCAACGCGAUCGCGCGUCUCGAUUAUCCAGAAAAAAAAAAGGGAAUAUUUGGAGACGCCGGAGUUGCAUCUGCAAUCUUGUGGUUGACAGUUACUGCUCUACCGCGAAGAGAAUCGCUCGUUGCGAAAACGUUUUACCGAUUUUUACAGUGAUGUAAAGGUUCGGGUACGGUGUCGCUUUCAAGAAAUUUGAAUUCGGAAAUUUGCAUAUUUUACACUGGUUGUUACUUCAAACAGUUUAUUAUACGUUACAACGUUUUUCUGAACUUACGUCUGGCGCUUCGGGCGAGUACAUCGAAUACAGAUUUAGCGUUACGGUGAUGAUAUCCCUAUCAGAUGAAAUGUCACACGAAAUGUCCUUUAAAAGAACGUUAAAGUAUGUUCGAACUCUCAAUCUCUCGAGCCUGUGAUUGUAUGCUAUUGUAUACCCUUGUCGCGGAAUUUUCGAGCCAACGUUAUCUGAAUCGCCAGAGGUAACCGAAAUAGAGAAACAAAGAAUUCAAUGACGGGAAAGGUAAUGAUGGACGAUUUUACUUUUCGCAUUGCAUUUUUCGCCUCGACAGUCGCGGAUUGUCGAGCGGACGGGUACUGUUAAAUAAGCGCAAUUGUUCCCUUUUUCGAUAUCUUUUAUCGUCUACUUAACGACUUAUACACACAUCCGAUUAUUGUGAGAGAGAUACAAAUAAAACAGAACAUUAACAA
This is a messenger RNA of Wasmannia auropunctata (little fire ant), 2078 nucleotides long. RefSeq names its product probable actin-related protein 2/3 complex subunit 2 (gene Arpc2). The coding region runs from base 172 to 1092 and encodes 306 amino acids. NCBI's taxonomy places the organism in Eukaryota, Metazoa, Arthropoda, Insecta, Hymenoptera, Formicidae. The record is from RefSeq and is a predicted model, not a curated record. Gene Ontology annotation, biological process: actin filament polymerization; Arp2/3 complex-mediated actin nucleation. The transcript is spliced from 7 exons. Gene Ontology annotation, cellular component: actin cytoskeleton; Arp2/3 protein complex. Gene Ontology annotation, molecular function: structural constituent of cytoskeleton; actin filament binding.